Molecule: messenger RNA, 336 nt
Organism: Soboliphyme baturini
Lineage: Eukaryota; Metazoa; Nematoda; Enoplea; Dioctophymatida; Soboliphymatidae
Source: the annotation of a GenBank genome assembly
CCUCGGCUACACGUAUGCGGUACUGAUUUUCUUAUCACUUCGCUCAGCUUCGUGAUGAGUAUUACCAUUCAUCCGUCAUCGUUCCUGGGCGAUGCGGUUUCUACUUGCUCGAAUCUGAACAUUGGCAUGACGGCCAGUGAGUUCAACACAACGGUACACGUGACGGAAAUCGGCUAUUUGCAGAAACUCGAAAAGGCUAAGCUAGAAAAGGAGCGCGGGGAACAUGGCGAUAACCGGUCGUUCUUUUCCAAAUACUGGAUGUACAUCCUGCCGUUCGUUGUGUUUAUGCUGAUUACCAGCGCGAUGAAUCCGGAAACUCGUCAAGCUGGUCGAUGA